AGUCGUGAAACUGAGACAAUGAGUAAGGCCCCUCAUAUCUCCAAUUGCAGUGUAGCCAGCGAUUAUUUAGACUUGGGUAAGAUUACUGAGGAAGAUGAUCUUCCUGGUGUUCAAGGGAAAAGGAAAGCAGCAUCAAAGGCUGUGGUAAAACAGAGGAAGAUUCUUUUGGACGGCAGUGAUGGCGAUAGUGCCAACCACUCUGAACCAGACUUCGCAACUGGUGAAGAGUCCGAGGAUGACUCUGAUUUUAGUGAGAGUGAAGAUGACGAAGACUUCACCAUGAGAAAAAACAAAGAGAAAGAAAUCAAAAAGAAAGUAGUGAAGGUCAAACCCCCAGUUGAAAAGAAGGAGAAGAAACCUAAAUCCAAAUGUAAUACGGAAGUGACUUCAAGAGACUCUGCUCCAGCUGCCAUGAAAUCAGGACCUCAGCCUUCACCAAAAAAGGUUUCUGUUUCUUCGGAGGUCACUAGGAAACCAUUGCAAAUACGCAGUCCUUCAGCUGAAAACAAAAAACCUAAGUGGGUCCCUCCAGCGAUAUCCGGAAGCAGCAGCAGCAAGAGCCCACUGGCAGGCAUGUCUGUUAAGUCUCCAAAUCAGAGUCUCUGCCUGGGUUUGUCCCGAUUAGCACGAGUUAAACCUUUGCAUCCAAGUGCUGCUAGUAGCUGAGUAUGGUAAUAAACACAUGUUUGAUUAAGAGAAUCACAGU
This is a messenger RNA of Suricata suricatta (meerkat), 706 nucleotides long. Its product is annotated as RAD51-associated protein 1-like. Lineage: Eukaryota; Metazoa; Chordata; Mammalia; Carnivora; Herpestidae. Gene Ontology annotation, molecular function: single-stranded DNA binding; double-stranded DNA binding. Gene Ontology annotation, biological process: double-strand break repair via homologous recombination; interstrand cross-link repair. The record is from RefSeq and is a predicted model, not a curated record.